GUAUCUGUUCUCCGAAUCAGAAAUAGAAAACUCGAGAUUCGCAAGGUCAGAAGAGACUCCGAACGCACUUCGUCUCGGGCGUUGCUGGAGUUUGGAAAUUCAAAUUUGAACUCGGAAGAGAUUUCAUAAAUUUUGGCAAUCAAAACGCCGGGUACUGUCGUUCCUAUCUUCAUUGGAUCUUUGUGUUUUUGCAUGUCAGCGUGAUUAUACCAUUCCACUUGGAAUUGGUAGUCAUUAAGCGAGAUUCUCUCGGUGCGUUCGGUUGAUAGUGGUCAAACUCCACCAUGGGAUUUCUAUGCCGGGCGAGUCUAGCAGUAUUUGUGGUGUUUGUUGCUUUCUCGGCCUACAAGUUCAGAGAAUCUACGAAGCCAAUAGAAGCUCCCAAAUUUGAUCUGAAUCAAUACUGGGGACCAGGCAAGAAGUCGGAUUACAAGGAGAACACAGAAGUAGUGAAAUAUGAAAUCUCCUUCCCAGAUAAAGCGAUCGAAGCUUUGAAGAAAGAUUUGAGUAAAGCAAUCGAAUUUCAAGCUCCUCUUGAAGGCAUUGGGUUUGAGUAUGGAUUCAACACGGUCUACUUGCAAAAAGUCAUAAAAUAUUGGCGAGAUGAGUACCUGCCUAAGUGGAAAUCACGGGAACUCUUCCUGGGCAAAUGGCCACAUUUUACAACCAAUAUACAAGGGUUGCGCAUUCAUUACAUUCACCACCGCUACGGAAAUCCACCAAAGGGAAAGAAAGUUUUUCCACUUUUGCUCCUCCAUGGAUGGCCUGGAUCUGUACGAGAAUUCUAUGAUUUGAUACCGCUACUAGUUGACAACGCCGAUAGCAAAUAUGCUUUUGAAGUUGUCAUCCCAAGCUUACCAGGAUAUGGUUGGUCACAGGGUUCAUCUAAGACAGGCCUUGGACCAGCUGAAAUAGCUGUGAUAUUCCGCAAUCUAAUGUUCAGAUUAGGCUACAAGAAAUUCUUCAUUCAAGGAGGUGACUGGGGAUCACUGAUUGGAUCAAAUAUCGCUACACUGUUCCCAGAGGUCGUUUUAGGAUAUCACUCUAACAUGUGUGCAUCUCCUUCAUUCUUGUCAAUGAUCAAAAAGACCAUUGCUAGCUAUUAUCCAAAACCCUUCGUUCCGGAGGGAUACGAGGAUUUCUUCUUCCCACAAUCGGAAAAGUUCAAGUAUAUGCUGGAGGAAACAGGAUAUUUUCACAUUCAAGCUACAAAGCCAGAUACAAUUGGAACUGUACUAACACAUAAUCCUGUUGGUUUGGCUGCCUAUAUUUUAGAGAAAUUUUCAACUUGGACAAACAAAGACUACAGGAAACUAAGUGAUGGAGGUUUGGAGAAAAGGUUCACUCUUGAAGCCCUGCUGGAUAACAUAAUGAUCUACUAUUUGACUAACUCAAUCACAACAUCGCAACGUCUCUAUUCGGAGGCUUUCACUUUGCGUGAACUUGCACUUCAGCUUGAUCGUGUUCAAACCAAUGUCCCAACAGGAUGUGCUCGUUUUAAACAAGAUUUAGCUCAUGAUUUAGAUUGGGCUCUAAAAGAUAAGUUUACAAAUCUUAUCCAUAGUACAUAUCAUAAGGAUGGUGGUCACUUUGCUGCUUUUGAAUUGCCUAAAGUUUUGUAUAAAGAUUUUAUCGAAUUCAUUGAUAAAGUUGUUAAAAUAAAUAAUUUGUAAGAUUUUGAUUGUGUUGUUAUAUUCAUGAAUAAAAACGGCUUUUGUGUUA
This is a messenger RNA of Hermetia illucens (black soldier fly), 1722 nucleotides long. RefSeq names its product juvenile hormone epoxide hydrolase 1-like. Gene Ontology annotation, molecular function: epoxide hydrolase activity. The record is from RefSeq and is a predicted model, not a curated record. Bases 285 to 1673 code for a protein of 462 amino acids. NCBI's taxonomy places the organism in Eukaryota, Metazoa, Arthropoda, Insecta, Diptera, Stratiomyidae. Gene Ontology annotation, biological process: epoxide metabolic process. The transcript is spliced from 3 exons.